Messenger RNA from Maudiozyma saulgeensis, 354 nucleotides. Lineage: Eukaryota; Fungi; Ascomycota; Saccharomycetes; Saccharomycetales; Saccharomycetaceae. The record is from the annotation of a GenBank genome assembly.
AUGGUUAAAGUAGUUGGGAAACUAGUUGAUGAUCAAACAAGAUGUGUACAUUGGAAUUCGCCACUUGAUGUGAUGGCAAUUAAAUUUAAAUGUUGUCAGACGUUCUAUUCAUGUUAUGAAUGUCAUCAAGAAAUGACGAAUCAUGAUCCUAUAGUGUAUGACUUGAAUAUUAAGAAAGAGGCUAUAACACCCACUAUCCUGUGCGGAAAAUGUCAAAAUGAAAUGACAUUUGAAGAAUAUUCAAAAGGUAUCAAGUGUACAAAUUGUUUAACAAAUUUUAAUCCAGGUUGUAAACUUCAUUAUGAUAUUUAUUUUAAGAACGUCCCAUCAAAUUUGCAAUCAUGCGAAUUGUAA